Paramormyrops kingsleyae is the source of this 3660-nucleotide messenger RNA. It is a transcript of the gene rigi, whose product is annotated as RNA sensor RIG-I. Gene Ontology annotation, molecular function: ATP hydrolysis activity; zinc ion binding; single-stranded RNA binding. Gene Ontology annotation, cellular component: cytoplasm. NCBI's taxonomy places the organism in Eukaryota, Metazoa, Chordata, Actinopteri, Osteoglossiformes, Mormyridae. The record is from RefSeq and is a predicted model, not a curated record. Gene Ontology annotation, biological process: cytoplasmic pattern recognition receptor signaling pathway; antiviral innate immune response.
GACAAAGGUCAGGCAACAACCUCUGGUUAUUUGUUCGUUAUCGUCGAUUAUGAUAAUAUCGUCAAAUCGCAGAAGACUACGUGUUGUAUUCAUGGACAUCGCUUCCGCUCGGUGCGUGUACAGUUGGCAUCCCAGUGUCCUGCAGUUUUCCUCCCGCGGUCCACAGACCCUGUGCGCGUGACAGUGUGCAUGUGUACGCCCUGUGAUUGAAUGACGUCCCAGGGAGGUUCUCUCACUGCUCUGUCCUGCCUGGGACAGGCUCCAGGCUCUCCUCAUUCUAUUCAUUAGUAACUGGAAGGUUGGAGCGCUAGGUGUCCCAUGACUCUAGUUUCACUUUCGAUUCUCCUCAAUGGAAAGCGUCCCUGUGAAACGAAACCAGGAAGCUGGUGCAUUUUAAAUAGGCACUGCGCUCUGUAGCUCGUUAACAUAGUUUACUGACUUCAGUUAAACCAGUACAGUGGCAAUAAGCUAAAAUGUACGAAGACGAAAAAGAAAACCUAAAGAAAUUUAGAAAUUACAUUGUGCAAAUAAUACGUCCUUCCAACAUCAAGGGAUUCCUGACGACGUAUUUGGAGACAGCUGUAGUGGAGAGAAUUUUGUCAGAGGAAAACAGGUCUGUGACCACAGCUGCAGAAUUGCUCCUGGGGAAGAUGUGCGACCUUGAAGAGAUGGGCUGGUUCCAGGGCUUUCUGGAUGCUCUGCUAGAAGGAGAGUAUAAUGGCCUUUAUAAUGCCAUCAAAGAGUGGGACUUUAAAGAAAUUGAACGAAUGAGUACAUACAAGAAACUUCUGGAACGGAUUGAAGCCUCCUUCACUAAACAAAUAAAACCUUGUGAAAUCAUCACACGUAUGACAGACUGCUUUGUGUCCCGGGAAGUCGAGGAAAUCAGAGCCACUGAUGAACAAAAAGGCCACAUUGCAGCCGCUGAGAAGCUGGUGGAGUGUCUCAAAAGGUCAGACAGAUCCAACUGUUUCAAGCUGCUGCUGCUGGCUUUGGAGCACUGUGACAACACGGAGCUUCUUCAGCUACUGGAUCCAGAGAGAGAAUCUGCAGAAGAAAAAAUGGAAAUAGAUGUGGGAACCACAACAGUCGUGUUCCAGUACAGAGAACAGGCUGAGUGUGCGUCAUCCCUGAACAGCGCCAACUGGAACCAAGCACAAGAGGGCAGCACUGGGCUCGCAGGUGGCGUGACACUGGGGAGGUACAGACUGAGGGAGUAUCAGAAGGAACUGGCGAUGCCGGCUUUGCAGGGGAAGAACACGCUGAUCUGCGGCCCUACAGGCUGCGGAAAGACCCUCGUUGCUCUUGCCAUCUGUGAACAUCACCUGAGAUCUAAAUCAGAGGCCAAGAUCGUCUUCUUGGCCACCAAGCUGGUUGUGUAUGAGCAGCAGCUCAGGCUGUUCCUCGAGUACUUUAACAGCACCGAUGCAGGCAUCAGAAUCAAAGGCGUUUGUGGGGACAUGGAGGACCAGGUGUCCAUGGAUGUCAUCGUUGAGGGGAAUGACAUCAUUGUGUUGACGCCUCAGAUCCUUCUGAAUGCUCUGAAUAAGGGGACUGUGCCCUCGCUCUCCGUCUUCACACUGCUUAUUUUCGACGAAUGUCACAAUGCCACCCGGAAGCACCCCUACAACAUGCUGAUGGGCAGAUACCUGGACUCCAAACUUAGCCAGCAGCACCAGACGCUUCCUCAGAUCGUGGGCCUGACGGCUUCAGUGGGAAUUGGCACUUUCAGGAACUCGCAGGAAGCUGAAAUGAACAUCUGCCAGUUAUGUGCCAACCUGGACACGAGGAUCAUCUCAACUGUCAACAACAACAAAGAAGAACUUCAGUCGUUCGUUCACAUUCCUGAGAAAGAUUUUUCUGAAGUCGAAAAACUUGCCAAUGAUGAGUUUGUGUCCAUUAUCCGCAAUAUCAUGGUCUACAUUGAGAGUCAGGCCAGGCGCUGGUAUGACAUAGGGUCCCUGUCCAACCUGCAGACCUCUGAACAUGGCACACAGAAGUAUGAGCAAUGGAUCGUGGACAUCCAGAAGAAGUGCAAGGUCCUGCAGCUGGAGGACAAGGAAGAGGAGAGCAGGGUGUGCCGGGCGCUCUUCAACUACAUGGGGCACCUGCGGAAAUACAACGAUGCCCUCAUCAUCAACGAAGACGCCAGGACUAAGGAUGCCUUGAACUACCUGGAGGAUUUCAUCAAACAAGUCAAAGACGCGGGAUUUGAUGAGAUUGAGCAAGAAUUAACUGCCCGUUUUGAGGAAGAGCACCACCUCUUGGCCAUGCUGAGUCAGCGCAGAGACAGGGAUAAUCCCAAGCUGACCAGGCUGAAGUUCAUCCUGGAUGAGCAGUACACACAGGACGAGGAGACCCGCACCUUGCUAUUCGUCAGGACCAGGGCUCUGACCGAGGCACUGAAAAACUGGAUUGAGGAAACGGACUCCUUGAGAUUCCUGAAGCCUACAGUUUUGAUGGGCAGCUCAGGUUCUGGAAUGACACAGACAUACAAGAAGGGCAUCCUGCAGUCCUUUAAAAAACCGAGCGACCAAAGUAAGAUCCUCAUUGCCACCUCCGUGGCCGAUGAAGGUGUCGACAUUCCUCAGUGCAACCUCGUCUUGAUGUACGAGUACAUUGGAAACAUGAUCAAGACCGUCCAAGUCCGAGGGCGCGGCCGAGCAAAAGGCAGCAAGUGCAUCCUCAUUUCCAGCAGAAAGGAGCGGAUCGAGAAGGAACGACAGAACAUGCUUCAGGAGAAGAUGGUGGAAAAGGCUGUGGCUAGACUGCAGACUUCCCAGGAGCACAUGCUACAGACGAUCGAGAGCUUACAGAAGUCUGAUAAGACCACACGGGAUUAUGAGAAAUCAGCUCCUGUCAACCCCAGAACAGAGGAAAACCACAAGCUUCUCUGUGCAAAGUGCAAGAAGUUUGCAUGUUUUUCUGAUGACCUGAGAGUGUUGAAGGAAUCGCAGCACAUAGUUCUGGACAAAAGCAUCUUCGAGCGCUCCAUCGCAAGCCCGCACCCACGGCCCAGGAAGUACAUGGGCAUCAUGAAAGAGAAGAAGCUCUUCUGCGCCAACUGCCAUGAAGACUGGGGAAUAGUCGCCUCGUACCGUCACCUGCAGAACCUGCCUCUGCUCAAGAUCGAGAGCUUUGUGGUGGAGAGCUGUGUCACCCAACAGCAGAGAUACUUUGGGAAGUGGAAGGAGGUCACCUUUGUCAUCAAGCCUUUCAUUGUGGAGGAGUGCCUGUAAGGCUGAGCACACACCCCACUACUGCCCCCCAGAGGCGUGCCCAUGCACAGCACAAUGUCAGACAUUCAGUAAACAAAGAAUGUGUCAUCAAUGCACUCAUUCCAUUCUAUUGUGUACAUGUUGAAGAUAAAGUAAUAUUUACUCAGCUGAUGUUGGGCCAAUUGUGGGUUUUAAACAGAUGAUGGAACACCCCCCCUGUAAUUCAUGGUAUUUUCAAAUAGCUCCCUGUAACUGUCCUGGUUUAAGCUGUUUUAUUUUUAGGGAUUAGGGUAAGUGAUAUAAGGUUUAAAGGGAUCUAGUUAAGUGUGGUGGUGUAACAGGCCGUAAUUGAUCCACGAUGAGUGUGGAUCCCUCGUGUGUGAACCAGGGAUUAACUGUAAAGUGGGUGCAUGUCUAAUUACAGCUUCUGUUUUUCUUGUUA